This is a messenger RNA of Dromaius novaehollandiae (emu), 3326 nucleotides long. It is a transcript of the gene POLDIP3, whose product is annotated as DNA polymerase delta interacting protein 3. Gene Ontology annotation, cellular component: nucleus; nuclear speck. The transcript has 9 exons. Gene Ontology annotation, molecular function: mRNA binding. The record is from RefSeq and is a predicted model, not a curated record. NCBI's taxonomy places the organism in Eukaryota, Metazoa, Chordata, Aves, Casuariiformes, Dromaiidae. Gene Ontology annotation, biological process: poly(A)+ mRNA export from nucleus. Bases 194 to 1444 code for a protein of 416 amino acids.
CGUGGGAGGCGUAGGUGCCACCGGGAGCCCUAACUGCAGCUGUGAUAACCGGCAUCCGCGCGGGCAGAGCUUCGGGCAGCGGGGGCUUCGUCAGCGUGGAUGCCCACCCCCUGGAGACUGCAGGCUCUGGGGCAUAGUUAACAAUACCCCGGCGGACCGUUUGAAGCGCUUGCGUGGAUGUGGAGUGUGUUACAUGUUCACAGCAAGAUCAGACUCGUGCUUUACAUGGCGAACGUUUCCAGUGCUUAACACAAGGCCAGUGUUUGGAGGUGUAAGAUCUCGCAUUGGGAUCCAGCAAAAUCUUCUCAGUAGAUCCUCACCAGCUGUCAGCUUCCAGCGGACGUUUGAUGCCCGACAGAAGAUUGGCCUCACUGAUGCCCGACACAAACUGGGAGUUAAAGAUGCCCGUGAAAAACUGGUUCAAAAGGACGCUCGGUUCAAAAUCAAAGGGAAAGUGCAGGAUGCUCGAGAGAUGCUGAAUUCCCGUAAGCAGCAAAGCGUUGCUGCUGAAAAGGUGACCAAAGUGGUGGAUGCCAGAGAGAAGAUCAGCUUAAAAAGGAGCACUCCUGCUACUGCUGCUAUCAGCCCAGCUAUGGGGACAGUAAAUCCAGCCAUGAAAAUCACCAAAACUAUCCAACAGAAAGCUCCUGUUCCUGGACACUCUCAUCCAGCAGGAAUGAGGAUCAAUGUGGUGAACAACCAUACACACAAGCAGGGUCUAUAUGACAUGGAAGAUGAUGAUGAAAGUGUCUCUCCCCUUCCUAGCAAACAGAUGAAAAUCACCACCACAAACAGUUUCCUGCACAACACGACUGGGCUGAGUGGCAAUAAAUUCUCUCUGUCCAAGACUGUUCCCCUGACUAAAGUGGUCCAGAAUGAUACUUACACAGCUCCUCCUGCACCUCCCUCCCCAAUGCGGACGAAGGCCUUGACAAACAUGUCCCGGACCCUGGUGACAAAGGAGGAGCCUCCAAAAGAGCCAGCACCUGUUGAGCUGGUGUUCAGUCCUUUGGAAGGCACAAAGAUGACCGUAAACAAUCUGCAUCCUCGAGUCACAGAGGAAGACAUUGUUGAAUUAUUCUGUGUGUGUGGCGCUCUGAAGCGAGCCCGGCUGGUGCACCCAGGAGUGGCUGAGGUAGUCUUUGUGAAGAAAGAAGAUGCUAUCACAGCAUAUAAGAAAUACAACAACAGGUGCUUAGAUGGUCAACCGAUGAAAUGCAAUCUUCACAUGAAUGGGAAUGUCAUCACCUCAGACCAGCCUAUAUUGCUCCGAUUGAGUGAUACUCCUUCAGUGAAGAAGGAGGGAGAACCACGCCGGUCAAGUGCAAGCGCCUCUGCAAAUCCCCCUGCUGAGGUGGACCCUGACACCAUCUUGAAGGCACUCUUCAAAUCCUCAGGGGUCUCUGCCUCUGUGCAGCCCACAGAAUUCAAAAUCAAACUCUGAGAAGGGAGAGCAAGUAGUGGACUGGAAAACUCACUUAAGUCGGAGAAUGAGAAAAGUGCAGGAAUGCAGAUGUUAUUUGCAUUUGUCUGCCUGGAAGUUUUUUUUGUUUUCUAUGAUCGCUACCUUACUGUACAAUAGUGUUUCCUCUUGUGUGUGUAUUUUCUGUUUCCAUAGUUGGAGUUUUCUUCCACAAUUUUUUUCCAAGAGAAUAACCUCCCCCUUCUGCCAGUAAUAUAUUACCAAGCAUAUACAAUGUAAUUCCCUCCUUUACUCCAAAGUCCCUAGUGGCCAUUAAAAGUGCACAUAGACUCUAAGGGAAGGAGUGGUAAUCUCCUUUUCUCUUCUGACCUACCUUUAAAGUAAAAGGUGCAUCCCUUUCAUUAUCAACAGACAAGACAACACAUUGUUUCUAAAAUUGCUGCAUCAAGUACAAAGGUGCGGCUCCGUACAGAAAGCAAUGUCUUGCAUCUUUGACUCAUACGCAUUCAGUAGCAUGCUACUUCGGCCUGGCCAUUGGAUAUCUUUCUGCUCAAAAGCUGUGACACUGAGAAGAUGUAAGAAAAACUGAGCUCCCCACUGUGUAUGCCAGCCAAUAGAGGCACUGGGGAGAAAGGACGUGUACAAGAGCAGCACCUAUCAUGCUAUGGGAGGGAUGUUUCAACUCUGGUAAGGCAUGGAGAUGAGAAAAAGGCUCUGGCACUUCUGCAAUGAAUAUAUUUGCCCUGUAUGGCCAGGCUGAGUUGCUCUCACCUCCCUUUUUCUGGACUUAAAAAAUAAGAACCAGGCUUGUGUUUAGAUCUAGAGGAAAUUCAAGUGUUUCACUCCCAUUAGACAGUAUUGCAUCCUUCUGGUAUCUGGAUAGGGACAUGAAGUGUGUGUGUGUGGGGGGGGGGUUGGGUUGGGUUUUUUUGUUUUUUUUUUUUUUUAGCUUCUAACUUACCCAGUCUCCUUUUAUGAAAAGGAAGGAGCUGAGGCCUCUUUCAGGCACUGACACAUCAGAAACAGUCUUCUGCCCCUGAGAAAUCACUUGAGAGAUUUAAUUUGGGUAAUGUUUGGCUGCUGUGCAGGCCUGCUGCACCCAUAUACGGGCUUGGAGGGUGAUCACUGCACUUCAUGGCUGCAGGGAGAGGGGCGGGGUGGGGGAGCAGUUAACACUCUAGGGAAUGCAUCGGAGAGUUUAGGUACUGGUAAGUCCCAUGCAGAGCAGCAAGGAUUUACCCUCAGAGAGUGAGCAUCUGCGACCAGCCACCGGCCACUAGGUGGCACUUCCAGUACUUCCUUUCUUAGUACACCAUUAUUGCAAUGGAUAUUUGAAGUCCCAGUAGCUGCAUUUGUUUGUAUUAGUUCAAAUUGUAUUAUGAGAAGAGAGGAAAGGCAAAAGCCACUUCCAGAAUCUGAUUGGGGUUUGAACUUGAUCCUUCUAGCUAGGAGAGCAACCUAAUCCAUUCUGUUCAGCACUGCUGAACUUCUUUAGUGAACUCGCUGUGACCAUUGUAGGUCUGGACUCCAUUCCUUGGUCAGUCCUAUGUUUCUUUUGCUUUCUUGUUCUGUACAAACUCUGUUCUAUCUAGCAGGUGCAAACCAUUCCUCUGUUUCACUGUAUCCCUUUUAGCCAUGGAAAAAAACGAGGACUUGGCAGGACUUGUUUUUUCCCCAGAGUACUCUUUGGUUUGGAAACGAACUACAUCUUUAUUGGUAGGGUGGUGCUUGUGAACAGCAGAUGUUUGUAGGGGAGGGGACUUCUGACAGCUAUUGUUCCCCUUUUUUAGACUGCCCAUCAAACACCUGUGUUUUAAUAAGAGUCGGGGGGAGGGGGAGGAAAUGUUAGGGGUUGGAGAAAAUAAUGUAUUAUCUGUUUCUGAAUAAACGUUUGUUAUACAGA